CUCUACUAUGUCUGAUAAUGGAGGCUCAGAAAACAGGGUUGAGCUUGAAGCAGAAGAAGAGCGACAAGCAACGUUUCAAGAAGAGAAGCCCCCUUCAAAAUCUCAACUCCAUUCAUUUUCCCAAAUCCAACACUGAAAUUACCUCAAACCAAUCUUCUGCUGCUGCUCCUCGAAAUGGGUCUUUGAGAAUUUUACUUUCCUCAAACUCAUCUUCUGAUGCUUCAUUGCCUUCCUCUUCUUCUUUGGUGAGAAAGCCCAGAUCUUUGCCCAAAGUAGGAAGCAAUUUCCAUCUGAAAUCGUUCAGAUCGAAGGAGAAUGAGUUUCCCAGGAAACCCGUUUCCGAUAAACCCAAGCGGAAGCAGCAGCUCUUUGUCGGGAGGGGAAAUGGCAAAUCUAAGACAAAUCCCAUUUCUAAAACUGCUCAAAUGUCGAAGAUUUCUUGUGGUCGGGGGAAUGCAGUGAAGAAGGGUUGUGAAGAAUUGGAGGAAAAGAAGUUGAGGAGAUCUCGAGAAAUUGGAUUGAGUGAACCGCCAUUCAUGAGUUUAAAUCCAGUGGGGAGCUCAGGUAUUCGACGAAAUGCCGCAGAGGAGUCGGAUUCGAGAACAGCAAAUGGUGGGAAUGGCAGCGCUACUUCCGUGAAAACGCCUCCCGUGGAGAUCUCAGUGUCUCCUGAAAUCCAAUCCAAUAUGAUGGUUUUGAAAUCAGCUGCAACUCCGGUUUGCUACGGUACAGGCCACCUUCUAUCUGGGGUCACUGAUAAGAGGAAGUGCCGGCGAAGAGGGAGUUUGCGAGGAGCUUGUGAGAAGGUUAAUCUCUUUAAUGAGGUGAAUGAUGAGGAUGUGGUCGGUGAUUUGCAGGAUCCUUUGAUUCCUUUGCCUAGUGAGGCUUCGGUGCGCUGGCUGUUGUCUCCGUGCAACGAGGGGGGCGAGGAUCAGGGAAGUGAAUCGAAGAAUAAGCUUGAAGAGUGUUGUGGUAAUUACUCUCUCUCGCCUUCGACAUUAUGUGGAAAUGUAUGUGAGUUAGGAUGUGAAGACAGUGAGUUUAGAGGUAGUGGUAGUAUAGAUGAUGUAGCAAAUCGAACGAAAGCUGGAAUUUUUAAGCUUUCUCGUCAACAAAAUUCUGAUCGUGACGAUAAAAUCAGUGAUGCUUUGUUUGUUGCUACCCCCAAUUCGAUUUCUAACGGUAACAAUGUCAGCUUAGGGGAGGGGAAUAGUUCAGUAGUCUCUUUAGGUUGUUUGAGUAGUGGAAAUCUCAUUCAGACACCGAACUCUGAGUGUAGCUCGUAUGAGUAUAUUCGAGGGUCAAAUGUGGAGGCGAAUCAGAUGAGUAUUGUCCAGUUUGAGCUUGAUUCGAUAACAGAAUCUCUAGAUGCAGUGAGCUUCUCAUCUAGAUGUGAGAGUUUCCCAUACGCAGCAUUUGAUUCAUCUUCUCGUUCUGCUGUCCCCAUUCAGCUCGAGAAAAAUGUUUGUUCUUCGGAUUCGAGUUCCACAUUAGCGAACUUAAGAAUGAACGAGAUCAGGAUAUCCUGGAGAGAUGGGAUAGAGUGCAGCAUUGACGAGCGCGAUGAGUUUGAUUGCUUCCCAUGCGUGUCAGAUGAAGAGAUUGGGGGUUCUUAUCAGCAGCUCAAACCAUACAGAAUGUCUCAUUCAUAUAAAGAAAAAGAUCUGUGGAUGGAUAAUGAUGCAUCACCCAUUCGUCUUGAGUACGAACCUUGCAUUUGUGCAGCACGCAAGGAUAAGGCAACCAGGGAUGGAAUAGACGCGUGUGCUGAGUCAAUAUGCACCAAUGGGGGUGGCUUGGCUGUCUCUUGUGACUCGGAUUGGGAAAAUAUCCAGGACACUCGGGUCAAGUAGUCACAACUGCAAGACAUGGGCCAAAAGCGAUUUGACAUCGUCUCUGAGCAAAAAAGAAAGCAAGUGAAGUGCAGUCCUCGUUAAGCAGCAAGUGGCUAAUAGAUCCCUCUAACUCUAUGUCAGUUCAUAGAAACGCACCUUUACCAUAUCAUCGCCUUCUUUCUUACCGUUGUUUACCUUAUUUUCGUCUCUUGGACUGUAAAUCCAAGUUUUAGCAGCAAUGUACAAUAUUUGAACCAGCUCGUUGAGGAAGAGGAUAUAUUGAAGCAAUUCAUUUCUUCAUUGAGAUGCAAAUGCAUCUGUUGUUUAA
Messenger RNA from Salvia hispanica, 2163 nucleotides. RefSeq names its product GPI-anchored adhesin-like protein. NCBI's taxonomy places the organism in Eukaryota, Viridiplantae, Streptophyta, Magnoliopsida, Lamiales, Lamiaceae. The record is from RefSeq and is a predicted model, not a curated record.